This is a messenger RNA of Miscanthus lutarioriparius, 627 nucleotides long. The record is from the annotation of a GenBank genome assembly. Lineage: Eukaryota; Viridiplantae; Streptophyta; Magnoliopsida; Poales; Poaceae.
AUGGGGACCGCCGGACCGCAGCGCGGCCUAGUCCUGGACCAAUCGCGGUUGGCGAUUGGUGAACCUGCCCGUUUUAUUGGCCCAGCAGCGCAGCGAACCCAUAUGUUAUGGCAAAUCCUCAUCCGUAUCUGCCUCAAGCAGGAGCGGCAGCCGGCAGCUACAGAUCGUCCCGUCCCUGACCAUUUCUCCCACAGGCCACGGCGUACGUCUACCAGGAGCAUGCUGUUCCGAGUGUCCGGCCGCGCCCGGGUCUGCCGGCAGAGGAGGAGGCGGAUGGCCGUGGCGCGCCUCGGCGACGCGGGUGACGCCGCCGCCCCGCGGUGCGGCGGCAGGCUGCUGUUCGCCCUCGGGAGGAUCGUCCUCCCGCGGCUCCGGCUGCGGGCGCUGCUGCUGCGGUCCAGGCGUGCGCUCGCGCGGCUCAGGAACUGCUACGCGGACGUGAUGAAGGGGCUCGUCGCUGACGCCGCGGCGGCGGAGCCCGCCGCGAAGGCAAGGAGGGCGGUCGAGGCCAGGGCCGGGACCGGGGAGACGUUGGUGCACGCGGGGAGGCCGGCACCGGCAGUGGUCGUGCCGGCCGCGGUGGCCGGCGCCGUGCUGCGGUGCAACUCGCACUACUACGUCCGUUGA